Messenger RNA from Bactrocera oleae (olive fruit fly), 12046 nucleotides. RefSeq names its product alan shepard (gene shep). Gene Ontology annotation, cellular component: cytoplasm; ribonucleoprotein complex; nucleus. NCBI's taxonomy places the organism in Eukaryota, Metazoa, Arthropoda, Insecta, Diptera, Tephritidae. The record is from RefSeq and is a predicted model, not a curated record. Gene Ontology annotation, molecular function: mRNA binding.
UUAAAAUCGCCAAACACAAUAAUAACAACUGUAAAUCCGACAAACCUAACGGCAGUCACAAUUAAUAGCACAGCUAGUAUCAACCAGGCGCACAGUCCCACGCACUACCAGCCCACAACCGUAGCCAUCUUUGCCGCCAACGUGCCAUCAAUAAGCACUAAAAUUGCGUCAAUAAAAAGGAAACCCUCUCCAGUCCCCAUUCCACAUAAGCAGCUCAUUCUAUCGGCAGCAGCAGACGGCACAGCAGAAGCCUCGACAGCGUUAGCAACAGCAGUAACAACAACAACAGCAGCGGCAGCAGGAGCAGUAGCAGCGGCAGCGGCGGCGGCAGCAACAGCAACACCAAUAACAACAAAUAGCCAUUUAACGGAAUACACGGAAGCAUCAGUGGCAGUGGCAACAACACACGCGACAACAACAACAGCCGCAACCAACGAAGCAGACACAAGCCACGCUAACUGUCUUGUUGACAUUACAGCAACACCAAACGCAUUAGCGCCAACCACGACAACAGCAGCGAGCGCUACAGCAACAACAACAUCAACCGGUACACCACCGAUACUCGAUUAUUUGAGUCAACAGCAGGUGCAGCAAACACAAGCGGUGCCACAGCGCUCCAUCACCGUUUCCGCUGCUGCUUCUGCUAAUUUGAUUUCACGUCAAACGUCGCAACAACAACACCAACUGUCGCAAUCACAGCCACAGCAGCAGCCGCUGCUGUACACGUGCUCCUCCGCAUCGCUGGCGGCUUCAUCGUCAUCGAUAUUGGCUCAGCCGCCGCCAACGAAGAUUUUUAAGACGGAUCAUUUGUGUGUGAACGCUUACGGUUUGCCCACUGUUGCCGCUGCUGCUGCUGCUGGGCAUCCUUGCGUCUACUGUGUCAUACCAGUUGUGGGAAGCUCUUCCACAGUACCGCCACCGCGUACAGCCUUCCCUGGUGCACCACCACCAACUUCAGCAGUCGCAUUAAAGGGGGCCCCCAGGCCAGCUAUGACUAGUCCAGCAGCAGCAGGCGGCUUAGCAGGUGCUCCGUAUCGCGGUGCCAGUUGGACACCACAGGGUUACGCUCCAGCUGCCGCUGCAGCGGCUGCUGCCGUCGCUCAACAAGCCUAUAGAUAUACAGCUCCAUUGCCGCAACCAGCUUACGCGGCCUAUACACCGCAUACAGCAACAACACCAGCAACAACUACGUACGGUCAGCGUGUACCAACUGCAGCAUCGCCAAGUAAUACGAACUCAAGCAGCUCAUCAAAUACCGGCUCACAGAGCGGAACUUUAAGUACUAGUCUGAGUAAUACCAAUACAAAUACAACAAUGGGUCCUAGUAACGGUACACAGCAACAAGGUGAACAAUUGUCAAAAACAAAUUUGUAUAUUAGAGGAUUGCAACAAGGCACCACCGAUAAGGAUUUAGUAUCUAUGUGUGCACAAUAUGGAACGAUUAUUUCAACCAAGGCUAUUUUAGAUAAAACAACAAACAAAUGUAAAGGUUAUGGCUUUGUCGACUUCGAGUUGCCAGCAUAUGCCGAGGGUGCCGUCAAAGGUCUACAAGCUAAGGGCGUUCAAGCUCAGAUGGCCAAAGUGGGUAUCUGGGUGCUUCAUAGGCCGGCCAUUCAACAAGAACAGGAUCCAACAAAUUUGUACAUUGCAAAUUUGCCACCACAUUUCAAAGAGACGGACUUGGAGAAUAUGCUUUCAAAAUAUGGACAAGUUGUGUCCACUCGCAUAUUGCGCGAUCAGCAGAUGAACUCAAAAGGUGUUGGUUUUGCACGCAUGGAGAGUCGCGAGAAGUGUGAGCAAAUCAUACAGAUAUUCAAUGGUAAUACAAUACAGGGUGCCAAAGAUCCACUUUUGGUUAAAUUCGCCGAUGGUGGUCCAAAAAAGAAGAAUCUCUAUAAGAAUCCUGAUCCAAAUGCGCGAACGUGGCGUGAUCCCACCGAAGGGAUGCCGGUCACUUAUGAUCCGACUAUGCAACAGAAUGGUGUUAGUGUUAAUGUUGGCACACCAAUCGGCGUGCCGUAUUCACGUUUUAGUGCACCACCGGUUAGUAGCUAUCCAAUGACAACUGGAUCACAAUGGAUACCCGGUUAUAUGAUGACACAACAAAUACCACAAGUUGAGGAUCAAUACAUACAAAUGGCUGCUGCCCCACAAUUGGGUGUCGCAUCUUACAAACCAGACGCUGUAAAUCAGGUGCAACCACGCGGUAUCUCGAUGAUGGUCAGUGGUGAUCCGUCUGUGCCAUAUGGACCAAUGGUGCCACAAUUAGCCACACUGCAAAUUGGCAAUUCCAAUUUCUCUCCAUCAUUACAGUAUAUUAGUCCAACUUAUCCAUAUUAUGCACAACCAACAAUUAUUCCAACAAUGCCAAUGACAGAUUCCGAACAGGCUAGCACAGCUGCAUCACCCGAUGAGGCAUAUACACAGUAUCCACAUCCAGCCGCUCCCAAAUAGGUCAUCGCGAGAUGUAAUAUUAUGAUGCCGCGAUUGACACUCUAAUGGGAGUUGGAAGUGGAAUCGGAUAAACGCGAACAACAACAUAAUAAUAUGCAACAGUAGAAUAGACGAUAAUAAUAACAACAACAACAAAUAGAAGCCACAAGUGGAAGGACAAAACGAAAGAACACAAAACAAUACAAAUAUUGCAACAACUUAAACAACAACAACCACAACAGUAACUGCAACAAGGAAAUCGGCGACAACCAACAACAAUAAAAGCAAAUAGAACAUAAACCAAAUAAUAAAAUAAAAAUGAAAAUACAAAUAAAUAAUGAACUACAGGUUGCCACUACGAAAAUAGUGAAAGCAAAUGAUUUACAAAUAUUUAAUGCAGUUUUCUGCAACAAAGCAAAUGUAAGAGAAGGCAACCAAAACAACUUGAAAAUGUAACAGAAGUAAACAAAGGAUAAAAAUAAUCUUUUAUAUUUGUUUGCAAGAAUAAUGAAUGCAAGUAUGGCAACAUUUUAAAAAAAGUUGAAUAAAUAAAAUGAAGAGAAAUGUAAAGACUAAGUUAAACAUACACAUACAUACAUACUUACUUAUAGAAAUUGAAGAAAAACGCGAAAUAAAACGCUGAAAAAAAAACAAGAACCGAAGCGAUGGAAAACAAUUGCUAAAAGCGUUACAUAUAUACUUACAUAUGUACAUUUGUAAUUUGUAAUAAGAAACGCUAAAAGAAAUGUAAGUGAAAAGCAAAGCGACAUUUGUAAUGAACAAGCGUAUAACUAGCAACAGCAACAAAGGCUUGAAGAAGCGGGUAAAUAAUAAUAAUAAUUAAUAGAGUAACAAACUAUACACAAAAUGGCGGCACACGACCAAGCAGUGGCUAGUAGGCGAGACGAGAAUCUUAUGAGCAGGCAAUAUGAUUGUAUUUUUGAAUAUUUAAAUAAACAAAGAAGCGUUAGUCAAAUAACACGAUGUGCUGGCCGGUGGAAAUUAACUAAAAACCAUAAAAUGAAAACAAAAAAGAAAUAUGAAAAAAUAAUUGAAUACCCGCUAAAAACAUGCAAGGAAUUUUGAAUGUAUUUAUGUAAUAGAGUACAUUAAAGUAUUUACAUUUUGAAUGAGCUAACGAAACGAUGAUAUGUAAUGAGCGCAUAAGUAACAUAGUAGAGAAAGCAUAUGUAGAAGCAGAAAAAGUUGAUAAGCUAACGGUGUAGUGGGGGAUUGGUGAAACCAAUUUAUUUAUUUAAUACUUAAAGUAGAAAACAAGAAUGACCGUUUGAAAGAAGUAACAAAGAAGAUGUUGAAAUGAAAGCGAAGCAUACGUUGAUGUUGUUGUAAAAGAGGAAGUAGCUGAAAAAGCAGCAAAGCAAGUUUACUGGAAAUUUUACACAAGAUUGUUGAAUUUCUUUGAGUUUUUCAUUUUAUAAAUGACAUUUAACCGUUAUAUUUUUAUUUGUUACUUUUUGAAGAAGAAAAUGUAAACACAUACAUAUAUACAUAAUAGUUUGUAAUGAAACUGCGAAAUGCAGAAGCAAAGCGACGAGUAUUUACAUAAAUAGGUGGCAAGGUGUACAUACAAAGUACCAAAUUGCCGGACAAGCAAGCGUAAAGAAUGCAAGCCACACUAUAACAUACAUACUAAUACAAAAAAACAUAAAUACAUUGUACGUUCCGUCUCCAACUGCAUAAAUACACAUACAUACACACAAGUAAACACACAUUUAAUGUGUAUGAAAAUUUGUUAAAUACAUUUGUAUAAAAUGAUUUCUUUUGCAAACAAAAACAAACAUAAAUUCAAAAACCGAAAUAAAACACAUAAAAAACUUUAUAUAAAUGAAUAAGUUGACCAGCGGUUGAUAAUGAAGAAUUGUUGAAGCAAAGGCAAACAAAAAAUAUUGGCAAACACAAUUGUUUGCAACAUUUGCAGGCGAUACGUUACGUUACGUAAAUGCAUACAAAACGCAAAUGAAAAGAACGCGUUAGCGCAAGUGCGGUCAGGUAUACCGACAUGGCUGUUUUGAGCGUUCAUUUUUUAGGGAAACAAAACAAAAAUGGCGUACACUAACGUUAAUAUUAAUUUAAGUCAAGUCAAGGGCGGGGUAAUAACGGCGAAAUUGCAUUUAAGAAAACAAAAAUGUGAAAUUAAAAAUAAAAAUUAAUAACUUUAUUUAUUAAUUUGAAAAUUAGAGUUUAUUAUAUAUGAAAACGCAGUUAGUGGGUAUGCAUAGAAAAUGUGAGCGAGAGCGAAAGCUAGAGAGAGCGCGAGUGCGAGCGCGAUUUAGAAAGAGUCCAAAAACACGAAGAUAAACUGUUAGUAUUGACUUACUAUCCUUGAAAAUGUUGUAAAAGCAAAGCGCAUACAACAUAUAAGCAGCAGGUGGCGCAUGCGCGUUGAAUGUAUGUGUUGCUUAAGGACUCAAUUUUGUAGCGAAUAAAGCAGUUUUUGCUAAGAAAGAAAAAACAUAAAACAAAAAACAAUAAAGAUGUUUAAAAAAGUGGAAAAAUGAAAUUGUAGAAUUUUUUACAUACAAUGCAGAAAAGCAAAAAUAAGUAGUGCAUAGCCAAAAAAGAAAAAAAAUUAAAUAAAAAAAUAAAUAAAAGAAAUAACAUGGUAACACAUUAGAAAACUAGUGCUGGAUUAAAACAUGGCAGAUAAAUGAAAGUAAAAUGGCUUAAAUGCGGUGUUAACUGAAAAUGUAGUUUUAGUAGUUAAAAAAGGGGAAUAAGUGCAUAGACUAGAUUUAUGUGUGUAAGAUAAUUGCUGUAGCAUUAGUCUGUAAUAAAUUACAUAUACAUGCAUAUAUGUAAGAAUGAGAGAGAAAUAAAUUGUUUCUAUUUUUAGCACUCUUCAGUUACUUUGCUCUAGCUUUAAGCAAACUCUCUUUGUUAAGCAUUCGCGUUUUUUCCUCCGCUCCCCUUUUAUUCUUAAGUAUUAUUAAGACUUUACCGUUUUUAGUGAGUAACUGAAAAAAUUUAAACUGAAUUAAUGACGCAUUCAAAACAAAAUAAAAACUAAAAACUAAUACAAAAAAAAUAAAUAAAUAAUAAAAAAUAGUAGUUGUAGAAAACGUAUUACGUGUAAGAAGUAAAAAUAAACACAACAAUAAUAUUAAAAAUGUAAUUUGAGGCGAGCUUUGCGAGCAAACACGAGUUUUCAGUAAUUUUGCGCACUAAAAGUAGAGCUACACUUUUCUAAUUGGAUUUUGAAAAGCAAAAACGCAAAAAUUAAAUUAAAUUAAAUUAUUUAAUAAUAAAUUUAAAAUAAUAUUAUUAAAAAAAAAAUUGUUUUGAAUUUCUUUAGUUAAUUGUUUUUUUACGUUUUUUUUUUUUAUAAUCUUUUUUGAAAAAUCCAGCAUUGUACCAAAUCAUUUUUAAUUAUAAUUAAUGAAAUUAAACUGUAAAUUUUUAUAUAUGAAAUAAUAAUUACAAAAUAUAAUAAAUUUUGAACAUUUUCAAAUUAAAUUUCAAAUGUUUUUUCAAGCAAGCCGAAAUCCAUUAGAAAAAUUUAGUAAUACUAUUAGAUGGCAUUUUGGUUUUUUUCUAGUUGAAAACUACUGAAAUUCAUGAAAACUAAAUUGUAUAAUCGAAACAAAAUGGGACAAACAAACCGAAAUAAUUUUUGUUUUGGCUUUUGUUUGCGAGCAUUUGUUUUUAUAGAAAAAAAAUUUUUUUAACAAUCUCAAAACAAUUUUUUAAACAAUCUAAAAUUAAUAAAUAUUUUGAAAACAAUUUUUUUUUACAUUUUUUGUUUUGAAAGUAAUUAUUUAAUAAAAAUAUUUUUGAAUACAAAAUAUUUUUUUUAAAAUAACUUUUCUGAAAAAUAAUUUUUUUUUUUUAAUAUUUUUUAGAACAAUAUUUUUUUGAAAAAUAUAUUUUGUUGUGUUUAUGGUAGUUGCUAUUUUAUUAGCGAAAAAACACUUGACAGGCAAACACUCAUGCAAUUGACAUCAAAUAUGUAUUUAUGUGGAACUACUCAUUUGGGAUAUGAAUAUUAAAAUAAUUCUUAUUAAAGCAUUGUUUUAGAAACUAAUAUUUUUUGCAUACGAGCUGUAGCUGGUCUCACUAAAAAUAAUAAAGUUUACCUCUAUUCUUUAUAAUAAAACAUAUAAUUUAAGCACAUACUUCAAUUAAAAAAAAAAAUAGAUGGAAAGUAAAUAAUAAAAAUAAAAAUGCGAAAGUAAAAACAAAAGCAAAAUAUCUCAUUAUUUUUAUUUAAAUAAAAAAUAUUUGUGUUUUCUUUUCUUUUUCACUUUUUAGUAUAAAAUAUUGGUAUUUUACUUAUUAUUAUUAUUUCUAUUUAUUUUGUUUUUUGCUCUUGUAAAACUUUUGAAAGUUGACUUCGAAAUUUGAAAGUUCUCAAAUAGUCAAACAAAUAGAGUGAAAAGCUACCAGCCGCAGCUUUAUAAAAGAAAAUAAACGUUGGCAUAUAGUUUAAAUAAUAUAACUUUAAUAAUCAUUAUUUUCCAUCAUUUUAUCCAAUAUCAUAAAAAUAUUUACUGUACCAACAACAGUUGACGAAAAAAGUUCUCCGCUACACAUUUAAAUAAAUAUUUAAUUCAAACCACUGAAGAUAUCAAUUGCAUUGAGCUGUUACUAGUGUUAACAAGAUAUACUUUUUAUUUUUAUUUAAAAAAAAUUUUAUUUUUUAUUUUAAUUUAAUUUUUUUUUUAUUAUUUUCAUUACACCUUAGAGUGUUUUUAUUUUAUUUUCGAGUGGGUGAAAUAGUGUUUAGUAUACACAAAAGACUAGUUUGGAAUAAGAAAACUAAAAAAACAAUUAAAUAUAAAACAAACACAGAAAGUAAUUCGAAAAGAGCUAAUUGUAUUUAAAAAAAAAUUGUAGUUUUUUAAAAGAAAAAAAGCAGUGGGAAAUUAGUAUUAAUUUUAAAAUGAAUGAGAAUAUUGUAUUUGAACAAGAAACAUGAAAAUCCAAACAAAUUGAAAAAGUAGUAAACCAGUAAAUUUAUUAAUAAAAAAUGCUAAUAAGCGUGCGAUAAAAUUUAAGUAAAUUAAUAAAUGAUAACAAAUAAACAAGAAGAAAGUAGUUUUAUAUGAAAAUUGAAACAAAGAAACUAAAUAAACAAAAGUAAAAACUGACUUGUAUUAAUAAGAAGGAAACUGAAAAAUCAACCAACAACACAACACAAAACCGACACACAUUAAUUAUUUAAGUGAUUAUAGCGAAUGUAAUGCGUUAACUGAAAGUAAUAAGUUAUUUAACAAAAAAAAGUUUAAAAAAAUGCUUACAACAACAAUAGUUACCUACAAAAUGCAAAAGAAAGCAAAAAUUAAUUUAAAAAGUGUUUAAUUUUACGUUUUGUGUUUUGUUGUAUUUGAAUUCUUUGUGUUAAAGAAAACAGAAAAAUUAAUGAAUUUUAAUAUGAAAGUGCAUUCUGCUGUGUGAGAUUGUUUGUAUUUGUGAUUUCAUUAUCAAACAAAAUUAAAAUAAAAUUAAUUUUGCAAAACCAAGCGCUGCAGGCAAAUACUUCCAAUAACCAACACGCAUAAUUACCGGUUUAAAAUGUUAAAGCAAAGCUUCUUACAUAUAACCAACUGAUUUCAUCCAACUGAACGCAAUUAUUUUGUAACAAAACUAUUUAUUUCUUUCCGAAUUUCUAAAGAGCCUUUAACAACUUUUCACAACAAAGCACUUCCAAAAUAUAAAAAAGGGUAUGGAAAUUUUAAAAAUUAUGUUAACAUACUGAUAAUUUAAACUGGCAAGAAAAGUUUAUAAAAAAUAUAUAGAAUUUUUAAAUAGCGUGCAUAAAACAAAUCACUACAUUCCACAAUGCAUUACUUGUAACCCUUUUGUUUGGCAUGAAAAAUUUCUAAUCUAUAUUUAGAUUACAAAACAAUAACCAAAAUUUAUGAUCCUCUAACUGCACUACCGGUGCAACAAAUGUCUUCCUUUUAUAUAUAUUGAAUUCAAAAUAACCAUUAUAGCAAAGAAUUCAUAUACAAUAAAGAAUGAUAUUUUUAAUAUAUAUACAUAUUAUCUAAUUAUAUACAUACGUACAUAUGUACAAAAAUUUAUGUAUUUUUAGGCACAUAUACAUAAAGACUUUAAGGAUCAUAAAUACCCAAUACUCAACCUUUUCGCCAAAAAAAAAAAACGUUAUAUGUUUGCUACAAAAAGUCGUAUGUAUGGGCUGAGCGUUUUUUAAUGCCUAUUUGUUCUUAAUGAAAACAAAAUGAAACAGUAAAAGCACUAUAUGUUUACCUACAUAUACAUAUAUAUUUUUUAAUAUCCAAAAUCCCUUAUAUAUUUCUAUGCUUAGAAAGCGCAGUGGGAAAAAUUAUUUUGUUACCCUUUUCCGGUUAUAUAAUAUUCAAACAGUGAAAUGUUUUCAAAACAUUUUAGCUUAGCUAAAAACCUUAGUGUUUCAACUCACCCAUUAAGCUUUCAUGCUAACAUUCCACACAGGAAUUUUUUCUCAUUAGAAUGCAAUAGCGUUGCAGCCUAAUACGAAUAAAAGUACCGAAAGCUUUAAGAAAGUUUCAGUAUGAAAGCUCGCAAAUUCGAAAAUAUAUAGAAUUUUGGUUGACGAAUCAAAACACUUUAUGAAAGCUUCAAUAUGAAAGCAAGCCUGGGUGAAAAACACAUACAAGAUUGAUUUGCUUCAUUAAAGUUAGCAAAUUAGAAAACUCGUGAAAGUUUAGUUUGCGAAUUAAAGCACCGUGAGCUCGAUGAAAGCUACAAUAUGAAAACUAUUGUGAGUGAAAUGUUAUGUCAAAAUUAAAAUUAAAUAAUAAAAAAUUUCCCAAAAAGGCACACUUUACAACAGAGUAAAAAUUCCUUGAAUCCCUUAAAGCUUGCUGCGACUGACCCACACGUUAAGUCGAAUAAAAUGCAAAUCACAAAUACAAAUGCAAAUUUCAAAACAGUUCCAUUAAUGUGCAAUUUUUUUUGUAACCUGAUUUUACACAUUUGUUUUUGUUUUGUAUUUUGUAAUUUUAGUGCUUAUAAGGCAAGUUGCAAGACACUUUCUGAAAUGUAAACGUGCUUGACUCUUCGAUUUCUUAACUUUUUGUUAUUGUAUUUUAAAACACUAGUGUUGUUCUUGUAGAAAAAGAUAAACGUGUUUAAAGCUAGUAAUUUAAGUAAAAUUAAAAUUAAUUUAUUUGUAACAGAGUUUCUGCAGUCUAACACACAUAUUUGUUAGGAAAAUUUGUGCGAAAACGCGAACCGCAAAUAAAAAUAAAAACAAAAGGAAAAGGAAAAGAAAAAAAUUUACAAAAUAAAUUGCAGAUGAAAACAAAAGUAUUUUUUGACAAACACAAGUUGAAAACGACGAGAAAAACUAAAAACGUUUAGUAUAAUUAAGAAGACAGAACAAACAAAAAUAUGCAAAAAUCAACAACAACAACAAAACAAAUAGCGUCAGCAGAAAAAUGAUGAAAAAUCCUUAGUUUAAGAAAUAUUAGUAGUAAAUAGAAAUGAAUGAAAGAAACGUAGCCACUAAGUAUACAAAUAAGUCAAAACUCGAUUAUAAGCAUUAACGUAGAAGAAGAACAAGAGCAAAAUAAUAAUAAAAAAACCAAAAAAAAAAAAAAACAUACGUUAAUACUUGUAAGAAGUGGUACCAGUAGCAUAGUUGGUAAAUGAAAAUAGAGCAAGUAAAAUGGCGUACCGUUAGGAACAUACUUAUAUACAAACGUGCGACCAUCAGAGAAAAAAUGAGAAAACAGUAGAAAUUGAAAAGUAAAUGCGUGGAAACGAAGUAAAUUAAGAAACUGUAGUAUGUAGCAUGUAGAAAGUAGCAAAAAGGUAGAUAGAAGCAAGCAAGCAAGCAACUGGCAUUCUUUAAUUGAUAAAAUCAAAUUUAAAAAAAUAUAAUAAUUUCAACGCCCACACGCCCACACGCGUUUAUAUAAAGGUGCAUGUGUCGAGCGCAGAUUUGCUUACAAACGUUAAAAUCGACAACAUUUCGUAUAAAAAUAUACACUUAUCAUCAAUCAACUAUAUAUAAUUGCUUUUGGUGUGUCCGUUUAUCUUUCUUCAAAGCUAUGCAUUCUAUAUUUAACAAAAGCGAAAUGCAAUUAUGACGGAUAACUUAUACGUUUUAAGAGAAAAUUAAUGGUAUUUGCAUUGGUUUAUAAAUUAAGCUUAUCGCAAAAUUCAUUGUGAUUGAAAGUUUAAAAGCGGAGUGCAAUCCAUGAAAUAUUAAUGGCGGUAAUGGUCGAGUUCAACUUACUGCUCAAGCUGUAGCUUAAAACUUUUAAAAAUUUAUUUACACACAUUUUUAAUAGAUUUUUUUUUCAAUGAACAAUUUUAUUACUCAUAUUAGAGUUUAGUUUUUUCGUCACAUAUGAUUUUUUUUAAUAAUUUUUAAUAUCUUUUGUCAAACUUUUUCAAAUUAUAAUAAAAAUUGCAAUUUUUUAUAUAUAUUUUUUAUUAAUUGCUACUAUUUAUUUGUCAAAUUUAUUUUUUUUUAUUUGUCAAAUAGUCAUAGUUGAUUUUUAAUAAUAAUUUAAGAAAUAAUUGUUAAAAUUGCAAUUUUUAAAAUUUUUUCAAAUUAAUUUUUAUUAUUAAUUUGCCAUUCAAAAUACUAAUUUAAUUUUGUAUAUUUUCAUUGAUUUAUAAUAUUUAUUUUUCAAAUAAUUAAAAAAAAACUUUUUUUUAUUUAUUUUUUUCUUGUUUUUUUUUUAUUAUUUUUUUUUUAGCUUGCUAUAUCGACACAUUGGGCUCAAACGAAGCCUAAUUUACUUUUGUGCGCGUUCCAAGGAGGUCGAUGGGGCAAAACUUGUUCAUACGCUAUAAUAUUUUCGUAUGUGGUAUACAUUUUUUUAUAGAAAAAAUCCUGCGAGAAAUGCAUAUUGCGAUUACCAUUAGAGCGACAUAUAAAUUUUUGAAAACUUUUCGCUUUCUAUUCUCCAAACUUAUUAAAACAAAUUUAUAGAGCUUUAAUUAGUUGCUAAUUUUUAAAUCUAGAACCGAAAGCCUAAAUUCCAUUGGCGAAAGUAACUGAAAUGCAUUUUUGCGAGUGUGGCAUAUAAUUUUUUUUUUCUUUUUUUUUUUCUCAAAAAGAAAUUAAUUAUUUUACAGUAGCAUUAAAGUGGACAGUUGCGUUAACGGUAACUUGAAAAAAAGUUAACCAUCAUUUGUAUGUAGGUAAUACCAACAACAAAUCGGUUUAUUACAAUGAGAAGCAGCGGAUUUCUGCAUACAUGCGCAUAAAUAAUAUAUUUACUUAAGUAAAAAUGAAAACAUUGAAUUUGUGAACAUUUCAAGUUUGUUAAACAGAUGAAAAUGCAUGCAAGGUAAAUGAUAUGUGAAGAGUGACCGUAGUAUAUACAUACAUACACAUAAGUAGUACAUAAAAAAAUCUCUGUAAAUGGAUAACAUAGGCGUAAAAAGUAAAAAGUAAAACAAAAAUGAAAAAGUGAAAAUAAAAACUGAAACAAAAACAAAAACAAAAGCGAAAGCGAAAAAGGAAAAAGAAAAACAAAAACAAAUAAAAAGCGUGUAAGCUGCGCGCACGCAUUGUUGCUUGAGCAUUUGAUUUACCUUCUAAUUUGCAAUUGAAAGAUUUAUGCUAAAAAUGCUUACAAACAUUAAAACAAAUCCAAAUAAAAAGAACUCAUAAACCUAAAAGUCAAAA